This is a messenger RNA of Apus apus (common swift), 2805 nucleotides long. It is a transcript of the gene RTF2, whose product is annotated as replication termination factor 2. Gene Ontology annotation, cellular component: nucleus. Gene Ontology annotation, biological process: mitotic DNA replication termination; site-specific DNA replication termination at RTS1 barrier. The record is from RefSeq and is a predicted model, not a curated record. The transcript is spliced from 9 exons. Lineage: Eukaryota; Metazoa; Chordata; Aves; Apodiformes; Apodidae. Bases 67 to 1002 code for a protein of 311 amino acids.
AAGUGCUGCGCUUCCCCGGAAGUUUGUAGCGGGGCGCGGAAGCGUCGGGCUGAGGGGGGGGGCGCGAUGGGCUGCGAUGGCGGCACCAUCCCCAAGCGGCACGAGCUGGUCAAGGGGCCCCGCAAAGUCGAGAAGGUUGACAAGAACGCGGAGCUCGUUGCCAGGUGGCGCUACUGUGCUCUGAGCCAGGAGAAGCUGCGUCGCCCCAUCGUAGCCUGUGAGCUGGGCAGGUUGUAUAAUAAAGAUGCCCUCAUUGAGUUUCUGCUGGACAAGUCACCUGAUAAAACCCCGAUAGAAGCUGCCUCCCAUAUCAAGAGCAUUAAGAAUGUCACAGAACUAAACCUUGCAGAUAAUCCAGCUUGGAGUGGUGAUAAAGAGAGUAUAAAAGGUGACAAAUAUGAUGACAUCCAGUCUGCACGUUUCAUAUGCCCUGUGGUGGGACUGGAAAUGAAUGGAAGACAUAGGUUUUGCUUCUUGAGAAACUGUGGCUGUGUGUUCUCUGAACGUGCUCUCAAGGAAGUUAAAGCAGAAGCUUGUCACAAGUGUGGUGUUCCCUUUCAAGAGGAAGAUGUCAUUAUUCUUAAUGGUACUAAAGAAGAUGUGGAAGUAUUGAAGAAAAGGAUGGAGGAUAGAAGACUUAAAAGUAAAUUAGAAAAGAAAUCAAAGAAGUGUAAGUCAGCAGAAUCAGCUUCUCAGCCAGACACCACUGAAGAUUCUCCAGGUCCAUCCAAGGCUAAGAAUGAAAAGGAUGGUAUCAAUUCCAGUUCUGCGGAAAAGAGGCAGAUUAUCUUCACCAAAAGUUCAGCAGAUAAUGGAAAUUCAUCUGUACCAGGAAAAGUCAAUAGGGUCAAUAAGGCUGCUUCUACUACUACCAAGAGAUCCAUUGCAGACAGCGAGGAGAAAUCUGAGGCAUACAAAUCUAUUUUUACAUCACACAGCUCAGCAAAACGUUCAAAGGAAGAGUGUUCCAAUUGGGUUACUCACACAGCCUACUAUUUCUGAAACAAUGAGGAGCCUGAUCCUAACAUUCAUCACUGCUUUCCUGCCCCAAGGCUUUUUCUGUACAACUCUGAUACAGAACUUCUGUUGUCAUCUGAUGUUAUCUGGAAUUACUCAGUUUAUAAACUUGUGAAUAACUAAUAAACUUGUGUUACUUGCAACUUCUGUUAGAUAAGAAAUAGAUCAACAGGAUCAAUGUUGUAUCAGCAGACCUCAUUCUAAACUGAUGGAUUAUUUGCACAAAUUUUUUCCUUUUCUUAUCCCAGUUGGAUGCUGUCAUUCUUAGCCACAGUAGCUGGUGUCCUCAGUAGUAGGAGUAAGGGUAGAAGGAUCUGCCUUCUCUCAUCUUCUGCUGAUAUUUACUGCAACUGCAUUUAUAGUUUUCAAUGUAUUAGUACAGAAUUUCAAACUUUUCAAAACUUUCUGCAAGUAAAAAGAGCAAUAAAGCUUUUAUUUUGUACAAGGUAACUGGGCCCCCAGUAGAACUAAUAUGUCUCUUAAAGCUUCAGCUUUCAAGUAAUUUACCUUUUGAUGGAAUACAUGAAAGCAUGAUCUUGAAAAUGUUUGUACAACGUUCUUGUACCUAUAGUCGUAGCUUGUUUUCAGUACCCAGAUAUUCACUUGUAAAUCAUAAUCUAGAAAGAUGAGCCUGUAAUAAUAAGGCUGUUUUUUUCCCAAAAAAGAUGUUGAGAGUUUUCUUUGUGGUUUUGUGUUUUAAAGUUAGAAGUAUCAGGUCUGAGGUUUAUUUCUUUUGUCAGAGAUCAGCAUAUGCUAGAACAGAAGUAUGAGUUCCCUUACUUUUUCUGUUGAAACAGUAAUGUUGUGUGUACAUUUCUGAGGAGCCAUUUGCCAUUUUGAAUUUAGCAGCUUCCAUGAGAAUAAAACCAUUUGCACAGGGUGAAAGGAAAACCGGUGGUGACAGAAUAGGAGCAGGCAGAUCGGUCACUGCCUGUUUGGGAGGAACUUUGGGCACCAUUAUCAUGGGAGUUAACUCAUUGGUGGAUUGUGGAGGGAACCCUGCAAGGCUGGAGGUAGCUUCUCAGCACGUUUUACUUUGCAGGCUACUGAAAUGUGCUGCUUUCACAGCAUCUGCUGUGCACGUUGGUUUAUUUUCUGACAUAAAAUCCUUAACAGCAAACAAUUAUUUGGCUGUUAAUUGUUUUUUUACAGAAAGAUGCUAAGCACAGUAUAUUGCUCAGUUACGCUUUUAUAUUUAAGCUUUUUAUCCCUGUGACAUUGAUUUAAAUAAAACUUGCUCUUGUCCUAUGACCAUAAUGUUUCAUGUUCAGUUGAACAGAUACACAAGUGUUUAUGUUGUCCUUGUUAAAACAACUUUUUCUAGGUUUUCCUCUGUCCCUAUUAUUCUUAGCUUUUUUCCAAGCACAGGAAUCAUUUUAAAAUGUUAAUAUUCCAUAGCAAUGAUUUAGUGGCUGAAUAUUUUAAUACAAUAAUACCUACAUUAAAUGACCAGAGGGAGAGAUGGAAGUUUUUUCACCUUUCUCUCUUAAAAUAUGCUUUUAUAAUCUUGGCACAAACUAACCAGAAUAGAAAUGCAGAAUGUAGGAGGCUUUUAAAACCACUGCAUGAUGUUACAUUGUUACCUUUGUGUGUGAAAGUGAUUAAUUAUCCUCAUAAUAUAUUUUUUAGAAUGUCCCCAUUUAUAAUUGGCAAUAGUUAAUGGGAGAUUCAAAUGCUGUUUGUAUUUCUGUGGGUGGUCUCCAGGAUUCAAGCGUGUUGAAUGAAACUGCUGGGAUUUUAUUAUGAUUUUGAUAGAUAAAAUUAAAAAUUGGCUUGUUGUAGAAUUUA